AAAAACACAUGGUUUUCUUCAGUACGUGUGCUUGUGUUAACUAUUUUUCUAAAGCUUUGGCUAAGUUUAUUCCCAGUGUAACUAUGAUGGCUCUUCAUGGACAGAUGAAAUCCAACAGACACAAAAUAUUUGACAAGUUUAGAAAACUAGAAAGUGGUGUUCUUGUCUGUACUGAUGUAAUGGCAAGAGGGGUUGAUAUCCCAGAAGUCAACUGGGUCAUACAAUAUGACCCUCCAAGCAGUGCAAAUGCCUUUGUACAUAGAUGUGGAAGAACAGCCAGGAUAGGAAAUGAAGGAAAUGCUGUUGUUUUUCUCCUUCCUCAAGAAGACUCGUAUGUUGAAUUUAUAUCAAUAAAUCAAAAGGUACCCCUAAAGAAACUUGAAUUCAAUACAGAUUUCCCUAACCUUAUACCAAAGCUUAAGAGGUUGGCUACAAAAGAUAGGGAUUUAUUUGAAAAGGGAACCAAAGCAUUUGUUUCUUUUGUUCAGUCAUAUAGAAAACAUGAGUGUAGUUUGAUCUUCAGAUUCAAAGAUUUAGAUCUUGGACGAUUAGCAGAAGGAUUUGGGCUUCUAAGAUUACCCAAAAUGCCAGAACUAAAAGAUGUCUCAAUCGAAGGCUUCACCGCUACAGAUAUAGACUUUGACCAAAUUCCGUAUCUUGAAAAAAUUCGGGAACGACAACGACAAACAAAGUUAGAGUCCCUGAAAGAUGGGGAUCCAAAAACUAAACAAAAUAGAAAACGAAAAUUAGGGAAUGAAUCUUCAUGGUCUAAGAAUAAAGAGAGGAGUAUUAGAAGAGCAAAGAGGAAGGCAAGACAAGAAUUCAAAAAGAAGCAGAAGCACAAGUUUGAUGAGAAUGAUCUUGAUGAAUUAGCUGCAGAAGCACGCUUAGUUAAGAAGCUCAAAACAGGGAAAAUAAGUAAAGAAGACUUUAAUGAUCAGUUCAUAGGGUCAGAGGAGAAAACAGAUACCACUUGAAAAUAUUUUACUUUAAGAUUGUAAAUAAAUUAAGUCCAUUUGGUGUUGAGUUUCUUGUCCAAAAUUUAUGGGAAGGUGGUCAAGGCACGGUUACAGGGACAGCAAUGUUCACUAUGCAAACAAGAUGGCCUACAGGCAUUUUAGUAGUGCAAUAGUACCCAGAAGUCUUCAUGGCACCACCCACUAGUCCUUUGCAUGCAUAUAAUGAUCCAAGUGCAGUACAMUGUAAAUAGUCUUGUCAGUAAACUUUGCCAGGUAAGAUAGGAAAGCAUAGGUCUACUUUAUUACAGCAAUUAAAUCCUUCUGCACUUGGGUGUGUGAAUUACACAAGAAAAUGUUCUAGCCAAAGCAUUAGUGCAUAAUUCCAUUCCAAUUAGGCAAUCUAGUUGCCCGAAGUAUCUAUCAAUAGGAAAUUUGGCGAGGAAAUAAACAUGAAUACACAAGAGUGAACAGUUGUACUCAUUUGUACAAUUUUGUUAGUUAACUUUUUCAGGAAUAUAUUCUCUACACAAAUGAUGCAAGUUGCAUAUAACUACUAAUACUUUGCUGUUUUUUCUUUGUUGUGAAGUGACACUAGAAGUAGAAUUGCCAAGUUGUACAACUUUGCUGGUGCUGCGUAAAUGUUUUUGUUACUUUUGCUAACCAAUACAAUAUAGAACUAGAGAAUUCCUAUGAAACCCUAGCAGCAAUUUCAAAAGCUGGACUAUAUAAUAAAAUUCUUUAUCAUGUUUUCUCAAGGCUCUAAAUAGAUAUCUUUGGCUUGGUGUAAUGCUUUCCUAUUUCAGGCCAAGUGUCAUUCCCUUGAGAAUAAGAUUCUUUGUUUGAGUUGUAUCCAUAUUCAUGUCUCUUCUCAUUUGCAACCAAGUGCAAACCUUAAACAAAGAAAUGGUACUCUAGGGAAUGACGUCUGAAAUGGGAAAACAUUACGUCAGAGCCAAAGAGGUCUAUUGAGCUGCAUUGAGAACAAGGGUUAGUUUUAUAUCAAGAGUCAUUUGAAACAAAUAAAGAACAAGCAAGAUUA
Actinia tenebrosa (Australian red waratah sea anemone) is the source of this 1998-nucleotide messenger RNA. RefSeq names its product ATP-dependent RNA helicase DDX55. NCBI's taxonomy places the organism in Eukaryota, Metazoa, Cnidaria, Anthozoa, Actiniaria, Actiniidae. The record is from RefSeq and is a predicted model, not a curated record. Gene Ontology annotation, molecular function: ATP binding; nucleic acid binding.